This is a messenger RNA of Truncatella angustata, 4164 nucleotides long. Its product is annotated as P-loop containing nucleoside triphosphate hydrolase protein. The record is from RefSeq and is a predicted model, not a curated record. NCBI's taxonomy places the organism in Eukaryota, Fungi, Ascomycota, Sordariomycetes, Amphisphaeriales, Sporocadaceae. Gene Ontology annotation, cellular component: intracellular anatomical structure. The transcript has 4 exons. Gene Ontology annotation, molecular function: protein binding; ATP binding; RNA binding. Bases 1 to 4164 code for a protein of 1387 amino acids.
AUGGCUAAGAAAGGGAAAGAGAAGGCUCCUGCUCCAACGCCCCCCGCAGCUGGAGUUUCUGGGGCUAAGGCGAAGAAACCUGUGAAGCAGAGUGCGCCACCAAAGGAGGACGACUUCAUCGUUUUUACAAAUUCAGACAAGGAACCCAAACCCAGGAGAAGCCAGAAUGCAGGCGGAUCAGGUAAGAACGGACUCGCUGAGGUAGCGCCAGAGGCAUCAGGACCUCCAAAGCCUACGGCGAAGCAAAUUGUUGGCGGAGCCAGUUGGACAGGGAAGCUUCCAGUCAACCUGUUGUCUGAGCACUGCCAACGACAGAAGUGGGAGAAGCCUAGUUAUGACAACAUGCACAAAAAUGCCGAGGGCUAUUCUUGCUUUGUAACGCUCAGCGCAAAGCAUUCAAAGACGCACGAGAUGCAGACGUUGCCAUCCUUCAAGAUACCUGCUUCUCACAAGCACUUGAUCACGAAACCCACGGCUUUAGAAGCAAGGCAUGCAGCCGCCACAUAUGCUCUGUUUCGUGUAUGUAGCAUGAAGAACAUACAUACCACGUUGCCACCAGAUUACAGAUCUCUUUGGAAAGAGUUCGAGGCCCUUAAAAGGGAGGACGCCAGGAAUGGUCUUGGGUGGCAGUAUGACGCAGAUCCAUUUGCUACUAUGAAGGAGAGAGAAGACGCGAAAGUCACAGCGGAGAAGAAGCGUAAAGAGCAAGACGCUAUCAAGGAGAAGGCCAAGAACAUGCCUGGCGCUGCUGGUUUGGUGCUUCGAAGUAAUGCUGCCAGUUCCGGAGGUGGUGGCUCUAAUCCCAUGAAAGGUUGGACGACAGUACCGAAGAUCGAGAUGGGCCGGAAGACACGCUCUCAACUCGAGGACCUUUUGCGGCGCGAGGUCAUCUGGAAUCCACAUGGUGUUCAAAUGUCAACACCUCAGAAGGAUGCUAUCAUCAAGGAGUUCACAGCUUCAGGCUUCAGAAAGAGUCAUGCUGAGGAAGCAGUCGAUGAGUGUAAGGAUCGUGAAGAGACUUUAGAGUGGCUGCUCAUCCACGUCCCGGAGGACGACUUACCAAAAUGGGCGCUCCCAGAGAGCUACAGUGCUGGUGUUUCCAUCGCUGCGACAUCAGACCUUAAGCGAGAGGCUGCGAUCAAGCGGCUGUCACAAUCAGGCUAUUCCGUCGAGCUUUGUAGAAAAGUCUACGAUGAGAAGGGCGCCGACGAAGGGCUGACCGCAGGUGCUCUCCAGGAAAUCCUGCUGUCUAGUGGCGACGGCACGACUGCAACUGAUGUAGCAGAAGAACCACUGAUCCUUGGGACUCCUGAGGAAUGCUGGGCUGAGGAGAUGGAAAGCUUGGAAGCUGUUUUCGGUGAACAUUACAAGCGCCUUUCUGACGCCAUCUGUCAAAUUCGCAUUGAGUCUGUCAUGAAUGGGCCUAAAAAAGACAUUGAAACUUAUGCGCAGAUUCAACGGUCUCCUGAAUACCCUAAGGAUGUCAUCGUUUCAGUGGUUUCAGAUUUACCAUCCUAUAUCAAGCUAAGCAUCGUCAAAAGAACGCUCGCCUACAUGAACGACUCACUUGGGGAGGAACCAAUGAAGAUCUACUUCCUAGUAGAUUGGCUCCAGCAGAAUAUCAACGGCAUAAUUCAACGGCCUGGAAAGCUUAGAGACAUUUCAGGUGUUAUAUCCACGGCAUCUGAGAUCCGGAGUGUCGUUGGGAAGAUGAAGAAGUCAAGUAGACACCCGGCGCCCCUGAAAUGGAUCGUUGAUACUCGCAACAAGGAUGAAUGGCUAUCAAGGCAAGAAGAGCCUUCUUUGAAACAGAUGAUAGCACAGCGUCAGAAACUUCCAGCAUGGCAGGUCAGGGACAAAAUUGUGCAGACCGUCACACAAAAUCAAGUGACAAUCAUCGCAGGAGAAACGGGUUCUGGAAAGUCCACCCAGUCUGUUCAGUUCAUAUUAGAUGACCUUUAUGCCAGAGGUUUUGGCAGAGCUGCCAACAUCGUCUGCACACAACCUCGUCGAAUCUCGGCUCUGGGUCUAGCUGAUCGUGUUAGCGACGAGCGUUGCGUACAGGUUGGCAAAGAGGUCGGUUACUCCAUCCGAGGAGAGAACAAAGUUAGCAACCAAACGAAGAUCACAUUCGUUACUACAGGUGUUCUACUACGGAGACUACAGACAUCAGGUGGUCGAACUGAGGACGUUGUUGCAUCCUUGGCUGACGUCAGUCAUGUAGUUAUUGACGAAGUCCACGAGCGCAGUUUGGAUACAGACUUUCUUCUGAGCAUCAUUCGAGACGUACUAAAACGAAGGAAAGACUUGAAGUUGGUUCUCAUGAGUGCUACAUUGGAUGCUGCGACCUUCAGGAACUAUUUCACUUCAGAAGGAUUACAGGUUGGCCUGGUUGAGAUCGCUGGUAGAACAUAUCCGGUCGAAGACUAUUAUCUGGACGACAUCAUUCGAAUGACAAAUUUCACUAUCAGCAAAGAUCGGUACUAUGAUCACGUGGAAGAUGAUGACAAAGCAGCAGCUCAAGACCCUAUCAACAAAAUCAUACAAAAAUUAGGCUCGAGAAUCAACUACCAACUGCUCGUCGAAACAGCUAAAGGUAUUGAUGGACAUCUGGAAGAGAGCGGCAAGGAGGGCGGCAUCCUUAUUUUCCUUCCUGGUGUUAUGGAGAUCAAUCGAACCGUCAAGGAACUCCAGACCGUCUCAUCUCUGCACGUCUUACCACUACAUGCGUCUCUCGAUACUCGAGACCAGAAGCGAGUCUUCGCCAAACCACCCCCCGGCAAGCGAAAGGUCGUGGUUGCAACUAACGUAGCCGAGACAUCAAUCACCAUUGACGAUAUUGUUGCCGUCAUCGACACAGGCAAAGUCAAGGAAACCAGCUACGACCCGCAGAACAAUAUGCGCAAGCUUGAAGAGAAUUGGGCAUCACGCGCAGCAUGUAAACAGCGCCGAGGACGUGCAGGUAGAGUCCAGGCUGGUAAUUGCUACAAGCUCUUUACGCGCAAAACCGAAGAGCAGCAUAUGGCGGAAAGACCAGAUCCUGAAAUUCGCCGUGUACCACUUGAGCAGCUUUGUUUGUCAGUUCGCGCCAUGGGAACUCGUGAUGUUGCUGGGUUCCUUGGAAGGACCCCGACCCCUCCUGAGUCCACAGCUGUAGAGGGGGCGAUCCAGAUUCUGCAGCGGAUGGGUGCUCUUGAUGGAGACGAGCUGACUGCACUUGGUCAACAACUAGCCAUGAUCCCCGCUGAUUUGCGUUGCGGCAAGCUCAUGGUGUUUGGUGCCAUUUUUGGAUGCUUGGAGGAAUCGAUCCUGAUCGCCGCAAUUCUUAGUACAAAGAGUCCUUUCCUUUCCCCGCCGGACAAGAGAGAUGCUGCCAGAGAAACACGGAAGAGAUUUUCGAAUGGUGAUGGCGACCUGUUGACGGACCUUCGCGCUGUGAAGGAGUGGAACUCAAUGGUCGAGGACAGGGUGCCUCAGCGACAAAUACGCAACUUCUGCGACGACAACUUUCUCUCGUAUCAGACUCUUUCUGAUAUAGCCACCACGAGAACGCAGUACUAUUCAGCCUUGACUGAGAUUGGUAUUGUUUCGCCUUCCGCCCUUUAUGACUCGCGCCGGUCAAGCCAUAGCACAGCGUCUACAUCUAUCGUGCGGGCGCUCACCGCGGCUGCUUUUACGCCUCAGAUCGCGCGCAUACAAUUGCCCGAUAAGAAGUUUGCUGCAUCAGUCACUGGUGCUGUAGAGAUUGACCCUGAAGCUAAGACUAUCAAGUAUUUCACGCAAGAGAACGGGAGAGUAUUCAUCCAUCCAAGCAGCAUGUUGUUUGACAGUCAAGGCUUCUCUGGUAAUGCGGCCUUCGUAUCCUACUUCAAUAUGAUGGCAACAAGCAAAAUAUUCAUCAGGGAUCUGACUCCUUUUAAUGCUUUCACACUGCUGUUGUUUUCUGGAGCCAUUGAGCUGGAUACUAUGGGCCGAGGACUUCUUGUUGAUGGAUGGCUACGACUUCGUGGAUGGGCUCGGAUUGGAGUUUUGGUCUCUAGGCUCAGGGGUAUGGUAGACAACAUCAUUGCACUAAAAGUCAACGAUCCGCAAGCCGAUGUACAAGAGAGCGAGGUUAUCAAGUUGGUAACGAAACUUAUCGAAUUAGAUGGUCUAGACGCAUAG